CCUGGUGCAAAAAAACAGCGCACCGUGAUGUAGCGCUCAGGACAGCAACGAACGGGGGAUAUAGCGCGGUUGCAUGUUGUUGUUUUUUUUUUUCUUCCCCCAAAUGGGAAAUCUGGUGGGCAGCUGGCGUUUCAAGGAGCCGAGCACCGUGGAGGAAUGCGACUCGACGUGGGAGUCGGACUCGGAGGGGGACGAGGACGACGACGGCGGCGGGGUCUCAGAGUCCGGCGGCCCGCAGGAGCGCACCGGGGAGAGCUCCCCGCAGCUGACCGACUCCCCAGAGUCCGUUCCGAGGAUGAAGAGGAGUUUUUACGCUGCUAGGGAUCUCUACAAAUAUCGUCACAGCUACCCGAACCACCGAAAGUCCCGGCAACCAAACGAGUACCGUAACCUGCGCUUCUACUUGAACAAGAUCCCUCUGGUGCCUGACGGUGUCUACAUAGAGGAGAUUCUUUCCAAGUGGAGAGGCGACUACGACAAACUGGAGCACAAUCACACAUACAUUCAGUGGCUGUUCCCAUUAAGAGAACAAGGGCUCAACUUCUACGCACAUGAACUGACUCAGGACGAGAUUAAAGAAUUCCAAAGCACUCGGGAAGCAAAGAGGAGAUUCCUGGCAGCCUAUUCCCUGAUGCUGGAUUUCUAUGGCGUCAAACUACUGGAUAAAAGUGGUAAUGUUUCCAGGGCCCCUAACUGGCAGGAGCGCUUCCAGCACCUUAAUGAAUCCCACCACAACUACCUGCGGAUCACUCGCAUCCUGAAAUCCCUGGGCGAGCUGGGCUACGAGGCCUUCAAGGCCCCGCUGGUUCGGCUCUUUUUGGAGGAGUCGCUCUGUAACGGGACCCUCCCCAACAUGCAGCACAGCGCCCUGGAAUACUACGUCUACACCGUCCGCCUGCCGGCCGCCCGCCGGCGCCUGCUCCGCUUCGCCCGCCAACACUACAGGCCGGCGCACGCCUUCCUCUGGGGGCCGCCCUCGAAAAAGCGGGGGGGCGGGAGCGUCGGGGCGGGAAGCAGCGGGAUCAGAGCGCCCGCCCCCACCCCGGAGCAGCAGAGGAGGGGAGAGGAGACCGCCGGGUUCAUUUUGUCUUCCCACAACGCCAUCAUGUGCCAGGGCCUCAAGGUCUGCCCGGAGCUCGGGUCCAACAUGGCCGGGCUCCAGGGAGCGCUGGUGUUUGUGGGAGGCAGGGGCGAGAGGAACGAAUACGACGAGGGCUUUCCUUUGUGAGGAAAAACGUUUUGGUUUUGGAAAAAUGGCAUUUUAGGACACGGGUCAGAACAGUAAAACAGUAGUGAAGGAUAGCUGAACUUUUGAAUAUCUUUUGAAAAUCUGAUUAGAAUCCUUUCAGAUUAAGGGCUUAACAUAAACACUGAUCAUUCUUUUAAAACCACUAUUUACUUCAGGAUCUUAAUCAGUGGAAUCAUCAAAAUUCAUGUUGCUUUUUAUUAACUAGGGCUACGCUCACAAAAUAGUUCAACUAGAUGAUUGCCUUAUCUAUUGUUUUAUUGUUUAACUCAAAAGUGGUUGCUUUUACUGACGACUAUUUCAACAAAAGGUGUCCACUGACUGCUCUUGGUGUCAGUAUGGUCUUCAGAAUGAGACAUGCCCGCUUAUUAAAUGUAAGUGGAGUCCCCCCGAGCAACAAGCUGGACUAAGCUCUUUUUUUUAUCGGUGCGUCAUAAACAAUAUAAUGUGAAAGGGUUAUCAGGGGGACAAAAGCGUAACUGGUAAGCAAUACUUAAGAUCCAGCUUCUGUAGGAUUAGCAUGAAUUAUUCACAUGUUCAUGUCAAUUAUCGGCACAAAUAUGUUACUACUCUUGUGAUUUGUAUUGUCUGGAUUUUUAAAGUUUGGAAAUAGCCACUCUCUUCAUGUAGCCACGCAGCUACAGAGCAAAAAAACAAAAACAUCUUACAUACUAAACUCUUACAUACUUACCUUCUAAACUCUCUAUUUUUCUAUCUUUGGGAAACUUGUAAGAAUAGAGAGGCUUUUGGUGACAUUACUACUCAUCACUUGGUAGAAGUUUGCCGCCAAAGAUGGCAGUUUAAAUAUAGAAAAAGGAAAUAAUGUGUGUACAGCAGAGCAACUACUAAACUGUGGGAUUUGAAUUUGUGUAACAGAUUUUAAAUCAUAAUUUCCUACUGUGUUAUAAUAACUCCCUGUGCAUGCUGGGAAAAUAGGGAAAUAGGGAAAACACUAUCUCUGAACAAAAACUUCUUACUUUGCUCACUAAAGCAAACUAAAUUUUGGUCAUUGCAGUUAAUCAUUUGCUAUGUCAUGAAUAUAGAUGUCUGAAACAGCAGUGUAAGUGAAUGAUUUAUAAAAAUCUACAAACAUGUGACUUAAUGCCUCACGUUCAAGCUGAUUACCUUUUAAGAUCACUAGUUUUUCUGGUAUUACUUGUAUGCUCCUACAAUUAUUGGCUGUAAAUAAGGGAUAUAGUCCCUUAACCUGGUGAAUUUGCAAUAUAGCAAUGCCUUAAUUCUGGAGUUAAGUCAUUUAUCGGAUUUUACUCAACGAGGGGUAAAUCCAGUCUUCAUGUGAUCUAACCACUUUCCUGGGUUAUGGUCUUGAUUAGAGGUAAAAAAAAAAUCCUCUUUAGGGUAAAAAGUAAUAAUAUCAGUCCAGUUUAUAAUUAAGUAAUGAAGUUUGGUGGGUGGCUUACCCUUUGACUGGCACACUCCGAAACCAUUGUAUAUUAUUAGUUGCCCAAAAAUACACAGCUGGAGGCUUGAAAGUUGUACUUUCCCUUUUCAAUUGCUUCUAGUAAAUGAUCUACUUCCUCUUUGAAAGACAUAACUAGCUAUGACAAAAUCCAACAGCCACAUGAGCUGUGUGAGGGGAUAUUUUGAAAUACCAAUAACUGAGACAUAAGGCCAGUACAAAUUGGCGUUCAGAUUUAUUAAAAACAGCCUGAUGUGUUUAAUUUUUCACUGAUUUUGUAUGGUGAAAGUAAUAAAAAAAGCUCCGUUAGCUUGUCAGUGUCAGCAGCUGUUUGCUGCAGUAGUUUAAGUUUUAUUUUAGAGCUGGAAUAAAUGCAUAUUAAUUAACUAAAUAAUAGUACUAAUAGCUAUUUCCACAUAAUCAGACUACUGUAGAAGCUAAUUUAGUCAGUGUUGUUAACCAUAGCUUAUACAAAUUAAAUUUGCUGAUGUAUAUUAAGCUGCCUUAGCAUGUCAUUGCUAGCAACAAUGCUAUAUUUCUUACAUAUAAAAUACUCGUAUUUUGGUCUGUAAGAGGUUGCAAGUGAUUUGUUAUCAUAAAUACACAACUGCAGGCAGUUGAGAUUUAUAAGGUGGAAACGGACUUGAAAUUAUACAACUAACCAAUGUGGUUGGUGUUGAAAUAACUAUUAAUUAAGCUUGAUUGGUGUUUCUGUUUUGAAUUAUUGAGGAAAACAACGAUGCUUUCUUUUUGUAGAAAGAGUGGUAGCUCCGCUGUAUUUUUGUGGCUUGACGCUGGCAUUUUAAAAAUAAUCAUUAAGGAUAUGACCAUGUCAGUAAAAGCUUGAAACUGUUCAUAAUAAUAUCAUUCUAAUGGCUACCAUUGUGUAAUGUCAUCUCAGCCUUCUCGCAGCCUUCUAUACUUAACUAAAAAUGUAACUGGAUGUGGAUAUUUUGUGACGUUAGUGUGAUCACACUGGUGAUGUGUGAUGCUUCUUUAAAAUGUCUUCCUGUGUAAAGUACUGUAGGUUUAUUAGAAUUGCAGCACAUCUCAUGGAGAGAACAGCUCUUUCUGAAAUGAUCCAACUGGGCAAUAAUCUGACUAUUUGUAAAGAAUUCACAUUAUACAUAGCUUUUAAUGAUCUUUUAACCUGUGAAUUUGAGUGAAACAACAUAUAGGGCUAAGUUUGUAGAUAUGCAGCAGCUUUUUUUGGUCAAAUAGACAGUCUUAUCUUUGUUUUAGAUAGACUAUCCAGUGGAGGGGGGAAGAAAAAACAUGUAACCCAGAAAAUCACAGUAGUAAUAAGAGUGCAGGAGUCAUAUAAAAUGCAAAAUCCUGCAUUAUUUAUAUUCUUUAAGCUUAGGAACAGCUCUAAGAUGCUGUUAACAACAUAUGAUCACAUAACUUAGCUUGUGUUUAGAUUUGAGACAAUAGUGUAGAUAUAUUUUUAGUCCAUUGUGUGUUUGUUCACAGUAGAUGGAAAUCUGUGAAAUAAAAAGCCUCUGUAGCUGACACAGACCUUUCAGGUUUAAACACCUGAUUUCGUCAGCUCUUCUUUCUGUAGGCAGUUAAUCGUUCGCUGACAAGGUUUGAACAUCCGACGGCAGCUGAGCAAUCUGACAAAAUUGUAAAGGUACCAUUCAGGUGGAUUGUAUGAUAACACGGUAUUUGAAGUUUUUUUGUACUGACCACAUGUGUGAUUGGGUGUCUGAUAUUCUUAAGUGCCUCUUUUGUAUGUCUUUUUAUUUGUCUGUAUGCAGAAAGGGGUGUUUUUAUCAACUUACCUCUUGUACAUCCUGUUUUGGUACGGCGUUUUUGAUAUUUAAUUUAUUCUUUGCAUUAUAGUCAUAGUGUAAAUAACAACAGCAAAAUUAAGUAUUUUAAACAGUUGCUAUAUAGAAGUAAGUACUAUAUUAUACUUGAAAUUAUUUGUAUCUAUCUUAUUCGACAAAGUGAUUCUUGGAUAGAAUGUUCAUGUUUGUCUUUGUUUUCCCAGCACAGACAAGAUGCCAGAACUUUACAUUUGCCCUGAAAUGUGCAUUUUGUCUCAGUUAACUUGCAAAUAAAAUGGGGAUAUUAAAACAAAUGUCUUCGGAUUUGCAUAAUGCAUGUUGCACUGUGCAUGAAACGGUACGGAAAUAUAAAUGAAAAAUGAUGUGUUUGCCUAUUCUUCAAUUAGAUGAGAUGUGGUUAAAUGUUUAUAACAAAUCCAUGACAACAAUAGCUAUGCUUUCACCACCCUUCUUUUCUUAUAUUAUCUCUAUAUGAAGAUUCUGCUGCUUCUCUGGGAAAACACAUAAGAGUCAUACCUGUUUUGAUGUGGAAACACUUAAAUGAUGUUUCCCAUGAUGUUUCCCUCCUACUGCCCGUAGGAGUGAUACUUUAAAGGAAGAAUCAAAUUACGCAUAUGAUAAUGUCGGUCAGAGGAAUUGUUGCUCGGUUUUUGUGUCUUGUCUAUGUACAAUUUUUGUUUGGUGAAACAGAAUAAUUCUAAAGUUGACAGGGAUUUAAGAAAACAAACAAACAUGAAAAUUUUUUCCAGGGACAGAAUCUAAUGAAGGAUCUAAACUAAAACAUUGAGCACAUACACAAAAAGAUCCAGUAGUGUAGAUUUUCCCACUAUUUUUGUGAUAGUUAUUGUCAGAUUUUUUUCUUUAACAUGGAUUGCAAAUACAACCCAUAUUUGAUCAAAUGCUCCAUGAAUUAGAAUUUGGUUGUUAAAAUAAUUUUGUUUACUUCAUAUGACAGGAAAUAAAAUACAACAAAU
Messenger RNA from Menidia menidia (Atlantic silverside), 5433 nucleotides. The record is from the annotation of a GenBank genome assembly. Lineage: Eukaryota; Metazoa; Chordata; Actinopteri; Atheriniformes; Atherinopsidae.